CCGAACCCGGACCUCCGUAGCUUACUAGCAAUAUUCCGUUUAUCAUCAUUCGCCUCAUACAACCGUCAAGAACGCUGAAAUUCACUACGGGAAAUAUCUCUUCAUUUGCUACUUACAAUUAGAUUUACAUCUGCUCUUUUGAAAAGGAAGAAUAAAAACAGCAACAGCACCAAUGGCUGCAUCAUCAUCCACAUCAUCCCAGCCGCUGCAACAUGCCGCCGUCACGGCUCCCCUGCCACGCAUAACCAUCCAGUUCUGCACUCAGUGUAAAUGGAUGCUGCGAGCUGCCUAUUUCGCCCAAGAACUCCUCUCCACAUUCUCCCUCUCCCUAGGCGAAGUCGCCCUCCAGCCCUCCACGGGCGGAACUUUCAUCGUCACCAUCCACCACCUCUCCCCAGCAUCCUCCUCCUCAUCAAGCUCUUCAUCAUCCCCUCCAUCCGUCCAGUCCACAACCCUAUGGGACCGCAAAACAGACGGCGGCUUCCCCGAAACAAAAGAACUCAAGCGCCGUGUCAGGGACGUCAUCGACCCGUCUCGAGACCUGGGCCACGUCGACCGGAAUCAUCGCGCUGCUGCUCCAGCUGCUUCGGUCACAGAGACAGCUCCAGUGGAGGAGACUGCUGCUCCCGUUACCGAACAGCCAGCGAAACAAGAGCAGGACCAGAAUCAAACCUCGUCAACCAUUUUAUGCGAAGACUGUACUUAAAGGAGGGAAUAGCCAAGGACGGGAGUGAUUCGGAGACAUGGAAAAAGAACUCAUGUAUGAUAUCAAAAGCAAAACGCUGCGUGGAGAGAGACAAUCUGGAUGAACAAGAUACCAGAGUAACAAGUAACACCGGAAUCGAGAACUGACGUAGCAUUGUCACCUUCUAGUUUUCUUCUGGAAGCCCUCGUAAUACGAAACACGUCA
Trichoderma harzianum CBS 226.95 is the source of this 910-nucleotide messenger RNA. RefSeq lists its product as hypothetical. NCBI's taxonomy places the organism in Eukaryota, Fungi, Ascomycota, Sordariomycetes, Hypocreales, Hypocreaceae. The record is from RefSeq and is a predicted model, not a curated record. The transcript has 2 exons. The coding region runs from base 173 to 706 and encodes 177 amino acids.